ACGAAACUUCAUUCCUCUCCUUCCCCACCUCGUCACUUACUUCUUAACUGUGUGUUACCAUCUCGGUACGGUAACCAUGUCUUGGGUCUUGAUCACUUCUGCGUCUGGUUUCACCGGCUCGCAUGUUGUCCAUCACUUGCUCGAAGCCGGCUACUUAGUCCGAGGAACUGCUCGCUCGGCAAGGAAGGCGGAGCAGGUUAGAGAUGCCUAUGCGGGAACUGCCUACCGCAACCGUUUUCAGGUUGCGAUUGUGCCGGACUUCGCCACAAGUGACAUGACAGAAGCCUUUAGGGGCGUUAGCGCUGUCAUUCACGUCGGUUGUCCUUUGGGUGGCUCACCCGAAGUGGUAUUAGAGGGAGCGGUCUCGGGUACCAAAAACAUCCUUCGGCAUGCUCUCAAGGCAGGCGUCAAAAAGAUUGUCGCGACUUCAUCAAUCGUGUGUAUGGCAAAGUUCGAGGACUUUUGGAAACGCCGUGUCAUCGGAGUCAACGACUGGAAUACGCAGUGCUAUGAAGAUGCUUUCGAUCCGGAUCGCGGUCUCUUUGAUGCAUAUGCAGUUGCGAAAUCAUUGGCCGAGCAAGAACUCCGCCGGUUCCACAUCAAGCAUCCCGAUGUGGAUGUCACCACUAUUCAUCCACCUUUCAUCUACGGACCGUAUGGCCACUGCCAGGUGACCGACAAUGACAGCUUUGUGCGCCUCAACUCCAACGGCCUCCUAUACGCCCUCAUCAGCGGUUCUCCAGAUCGCUCCCUCUCCACUCAAUCAUCCGUUAUGCCCAUGUUCGUCCACGUCUCAGACUUGGCCCGGGCGCACGUCCUUGCUCUCAAAACCCCCCCGUCGAAGCAGCCUAAAAGGAUACUCAUCUCGGGCGGAUCAUUUACAUGGCAAGACGCCAUCGAACUCAUUGCCAAAAUGAGACCACAACUUCAGCACCGGCUUCCAAAGUACGAGGAGGCAAACGCGCAGCCCUGUGCGUCUCUUGACACAAGUAGCGCUCGUCAGAUCCUAGGUAUCAAGCGAUAUAGGGGCUGGAGAGAGACAGUGUUAGAGACGAUCGACAGCCUGAUACGGAUGGAGCAGCAACUCGGCCUAUGAGUACCUUUUGUAUUUAGUUUAUGUUGGCAGAUUGAUGAGAGCAUAGAUCUUAUUUUUGACGACU
Stereum hirsutum FP-91666 SS1 is the source of this 1160-nucleotide messenger RNA. Its product is annotated as NAD-P-binding protein. The coding region runs from base 77 to 1096 and encodes 339 amino acids. Lineage: Eukaryota; Fungi; Basidiomycota; Agaricomycetes; Russulales; Stereaceae. The record is from RefSeq and is a predicted model, not a curated record. The transcript is spliced from 6 exons. Gene Ontology annotation, molecular function: oxidoreductase activity, acting on the CH-OH group of donors, NAD or NADP as acceptor.